CUGGCCCGGGGCAGGCCUGGCCCUGCACACUGCGGCCAGUCCCCACGGCAGGGCGAGGGCACCGGGGACGCAGGGAGGAGAGGGCUGCCGGGCGGGGAGCCGGAGAGCCAGGCCGCCGGGAACAUGGAGCCGCCGGCCUCCCCCCAGGACGAGGGCCAGAGGAAGAAGCAGGCCAGGAAGCCGGCCCCCGAGAUCCUGCCCCGGCCGCCCCGGGCCCUGCUGUGCCUGACGCUGGAGAACCCGCUGCGGAAGGCCUGCAUCAGCAUCGUCGAGUGGAAACCCUUCGAGACCAUCAUCUUACUGACCAUCUUCGCCAACUGCGUGGCCCUGGCCGUGUACCUGCCAAUGCCCGAGGAUGACAACAACUCGCUGAACGUCGGCCUGGAGAAGCUGGAGUACUUCUUCCUCAUCGUCUUCUCCAUCGAGGCCGCCAUGAAGAUCAUCGCCUACGGCUUCCUCUUCCACCCGGACGCCUACCUGCGCAGCGGCUGGAACGUGCUGGACUUCAUCAUUGUCUUCCUGGGGGUCUUCACGGUGAUCCUGGAGCAGGUCAACCUCAUCCAGAGCAACACCACGCCGUUGAGCAGCAAGGGCGCCGGCCUGGACGUCAAGGCGCUCCGAGCCUUCCGCGUGCUGCGCCCCCUCCGGCUGGUGUCGGGGGUGCCCAGCCUGCAGGUGGUGCUCAACUCCAUCUUCAAGGCCAUGCUGCCCCUGUUCCACAUCGCCCUGCUGGUCCUCUUCAUGGUCAUCAUCUACGCCAUCAUCGGCCUCGAGCUCUUCAAGGGCAAGAUGCACAAGACCUGCUACUACGUCGGGACCGACAUCGUGGCCACGGAGGAGAACGAGAAACCGUCGCCCUGCGCCCGGACGGGCUCGGGCCGCCCCUGCACCAUCAACGGCAGCGAGUGCCGGGGCGGCUGGCCAGGGCCCAACCACGGCAUCACCCACUUCGACAACUUCGGCUUCUCCAUGCUCACCGUGUACCAGUGCAUCACCAUGGAGGGCUGGACCGACGUCCUGUACUGGGUCAACGAUGCCAUCGGGAACGAGUGGCCCUGGAUCUACUUUGUUACCCUCAUCCUGCUGGGCUCCUUUUUCAUCCUCAACCUGGUGCUGGGGGUGCUGAGCGGGGAGUUCACCAAGGAGCGGGAGAAGGCCAAGUCCAGGGGAACCUUCCAGAAGCUGCGGGAGAAGCAGCAGCUGGAGGAGGACCUCCGGGGCUACAUGAGCUGGAUCACGCAGGGCGAGGUCAUGGACGUGGAGGACCUGAGAGAAGGGAAGCUGUCCUUGGAGGAAGGCGGCUCGGACACCGAGAGCCUGUAUGAGAUCGAGGGCUUGAACAAGAUCAUCCAGUUCGUCCGACACUGGAGGCAGUGGAACCGGAUCUUUCGCUGGAAAUGCCACGACCUGGUCAAGUCCCGGGCCUUCUACUGGCUGGUGAUCCUGACUGUGGCCCUCAACACCCUGUCCAUCGCCUCUGAGCACCACAACCAGCCGCUGUGGCUGACCCACCUGCAAGACGUCGCCAACCGGGUGCUGCUGUCCCUCUUCACCCUGGAGAUGCUGCUGAAGGUGUGCGGGCUGGGCCUGCGGCAGUACUUCAUGUCCGUCUUCAACCGCUUCGACUGCUUCGUGGUGUGCAGCGGGCUCCUGGAGGUCCUGCUGGUGGAGUCGGGCGCCAUGACACCCCUGGGCAUCUCCGUGCUGCGCUGCAUCCGCCUCCUGCGGCUCUUCAAGGUCACCAAGUACUGGACGUCGCUGAGCAACCUGGUGGCGUCGCUGCUGAACUCCAUCCGUUCCAUUGCCUCGCUGCUGCUGCUGCUCUUCCUCUUCAUCGUCAUCUUCGCGCUGCUGGGCAUGCAGCUCUUCGGGGGCCGCUACGACUUCGAGGACACGGAGGUGCGGCGCAGCCACUUCGACAGCUUCCCGCAGGCCCUCAUCAGCGUCUUCCAGGUCCUGACAGGGGAAGACUGGAACUCCGUCAUGUACAACGGCAUCAUGGCCUACGGCGGGCCCUCCUACCCCGGGGUGCUGGUCUGCAUCUACUUCAUCAUCCUCUUCGUCUGCGGCAACUACAUCCUGCUCAACGUCUUCCUGGCCAUCGCCGUGGACAACCUGGCCGAGGCCGGCAGCCUGACCUCCGCCCAGAAGGCCAAGGCCGAGGAGCGGAAGCGCAGGAAGAUGUCCAAGGGUCUCCCAGGCCGGCCCGAGGAGGAGAAGGCGGCCGUGGCCAAGAAGCCGGACCAGAAGCCCAAGGGCGAAGGCAUCCCGACCACGGCCAAGCUGAAGGUCGAUGAGUUCGAGUCCAACGUCAAUGAGGUGAAGGACCCCUACCCCUCGGCUGACUUCCCGGGGGACGAUGAAGAAGAUGAGCCUGAGAUCCCAGCAAGCCCGCGCCCGCGGCCCCUGGCCGAGCUGCAGCUGAAAGAGAAGGCGGUGCCCAUCCCGGAAGCCAGCUCCUUCUUCAUCUUCAGCCCCACCAACAAGUUCCGCGUCCUCUGCCAUCGCAUCGUCAACGCCACCUGGUUCACCAACUUCAUCCUGCUCUUCAUCAUGCUCAGCAGCGCCGCCCUGGCCGCUGAGGACCCCAUCCAGGCCGAGUCCAUGAGGAACCAGAUCCUCGGGUAUUUUGACAUCGCCUUCACCUCUGUCUUCACUGUGGAGAUUGUCCUCAAGAUGACCACCUACGGCGCCUUCCUGCACAAGGGCUCCUUCUGCCGCAACUACUUCAACAUCCUGGACCUGCUGGUGGUGGCCGUGUCCCUCAUCUCCAUGGGGCUCCCGUCCAGCUCCAUCUCGGUGGUGAAGAUCCUGAGGGUGCUGAGGGUGCUCCGGCCCCUGCGAGCCAUCAACCGAGCCAAAGGGCUGAAGCACGUGGUGCAGUGCGUGUUCGUGGCCAUCCGCACCAUCGGCAACAUCGUGCUGGUCACCACCCUCCUGCAGUUCAUCUUCGCCUGCGUCGGGGUCCAGCUCUUCAAGGGGAAGUUCUUCAGCUGCACUGACUUGUCCAAGAUGACGGAGGAGGAAUGCAGGGGCUACUACUACGUCUACAAGGACGGGGACCCCACGCAGAUGGAGCUGCGCCGCCGCGAGUGGGUGCUCAGCGACUUCCACUUCGACAACGUGCUGUCGGCCAUGAUGUCCCUCUUCACGGUCUCCACCUUCGAGGGGUGGCCGCAGCUCCUGUACAAGGCCAUCGACGCGUACGAGGAGGACAAGGGCCCCGUCUACAACCACCGGGUGGAGAUGGCCAUCUUCUUCAUCGUCUACAUCAUCCUCAUCGCCUUCUUUAUGAUGAACAUCUUCGUGGGCUUUGUCAUCGUCACCUUCCAGGAGCAGGGCGAGACCGAGUACAAGAACUGCGAGCUGGACAAGAACCAGCGCCAGUGUGUGCAGUACGCCCUGAAGGCCCGCCCCCUGAAGUGCUACAUCCCCAAGAACCCGUACCAGUACCAGGUGUGGUACGUGGUCACCUCGUCCUACUUCGAGUACCUGAUGUUCGCCCUCAUCAUGCUCAACACCAUCUGCCUGGGCAUGCAGCACUACAACCAAUCGGAGGAGAUGAACCACAUCUCCGACAUCCUCAACGUGGCCUUCACCAUCAUCUUCACCCUGGAGAUGAUCCUGAAGCUCCUGGCGUUCAAGGCCAAGGGCUACUUCGGGGACCCCUGGAACGUGUUUGACUUCCUGAUCGUCAUCGGCAGCAUCAUCGACGUGAUCCUCAGCGAGAUCGACACCUUCCUGGCCUCCAGCGGGGGGCUGUACUGCCUGGGUGGCGGCUGCGGCACGGUGGACCCCGACGAGAGCGCCCGUAUCUCCAGCGCCUUCUUCCGCCUGUUCCGGGUCAUGAGGCUCAUCAAGCUGCUGAGCCGGGCGGAGGGCGUGCGCACGCUGCUCUGGACAUUCAUCAAGUCCUUCCAGGCUCUGCCCUACGUGGCCCUCCUCAUCGUCAUGCUGUUCUUCAUCUACGCCGUCAUCGGCAUGCAGAUGUUCGGGAAGAUCGCCUUGGUGGACGGGACCCAAAUCAACCGCAACAACAACUUCCAGACCUUUCCACAGGCCGUGCUGCUGCUCUUCAGGUGCGCGACGGGCGAGGCCUGGCAGGAGGUCCUGCUGGCCAGCAGCUACGGGAAGCUGUGCGACCCGGCGUCCGAGUACGCGCCCGGCGAGGAGUACUCGUGCGGCACCAACUUCGCCUACUACUACUUCAUCAGCUUCUACAUGCUCUGCGCCUUCCUGAUCAUCAACCUCUUCGUGGCCGUCAUCAUGGACAACUUCGACUACCUCACGCGGGACUGGUCCAUCCUGGGCCCGCACCACCUGGACGAGUUCAAGGCCAUCUGGGCGGAGUACGACCCGGAGGCCACGGGCCGCAUCAAACACCUGGACGUGGUGACGCUCCUGCGGCGGAUCCAGCCCCCCCUCGGCUUCGGGAAGUUCUGCCCCCACCGCGUGGCCUGUAAGCGACUGGUGGGCAUGAACAUGCCCCUCAACAGCGACGGCACCGUCACCUUCAACGCCACCCUCUUCGCCCUGGUGCGCACGGCCCUCAAGAUCAAGACGGAAGGUAACUUCGAGCAGGCCAACGAGGAGCUGCGGGCCAUCAUCAAGAAGAUCUGGAAGAGGACCAGCAUGAAGCUCCUGGACCAGGUCAUCCCUCCGAUCGGAGACGACGAGGUGACGGUGGGCAAGUUCUACGCCACCUUCCUCAUCCAGGAGCACUUCCGCAAGUUCAUGAAGCGCCAGGAGGAGUAUUACGGCUACCGGCCCAAGAAGGACGCGGUGCAGAUCCAGGCCGGACUGCGGACCAUAGAGGAGGAGGCUGCGCCGGAGAUCCGCCGGACCAUCUCGGGUGACCUCACGGCAGAGGAGGAGCUGGAGCGGGCCAUGGUGGAGGCCGCCAUGGAGGAGGGGAUAUUCCGGAGGACCGGAGGCCUGUUCGGCCAAGUGGACAACUUCCUGGACCGGCCCAGCUCCCUGGCGCCCGUGCUGGCCAACCAGAGGCCCCUGCAGUUCUCCGACAUCGAGAUGGAGGAGCUGGAGUCGCCCGUCUUCCUGGAGGACUUCCCGCAGGACCCCAGCACCCACCCGCUGGCCCGCGCCAACACCAACAACGCCAACGCCAACGUUGCCACGGGCACCAGCCGCCAUAGCAACCGCCAGGCGUUUUCCAGGGUCUGCUGUGAACGGGAGUGCCCUGGGGAGAUCGAGACGCCCGCUGCCAGAGGAGGGGUCCAGGGACCCUGCAGCCAGUCCCGCGUGGGGCAGCCAAGGCGGGAAGGACAGCUGCCCCCGAGAGCAGUGCCCCCAGCCCAGGCGCCUCCGGCCCCCGGCCAGCGUCCUCUUGGGGUCUGUUUUGUGCCUUUGGAACAGCGCCCUGGGGCGGAGGCCCUGAUGCCUGAGGCAGAGGAUGCCACCCCCAGAAGCCGGACCCCCGAGAGCCCGUCCAGGGGUCUGGCUCCGGCCACGGCCCUGCUGAUCCAGCAGGCUCUGCUUCGAGGCGGCCUGGACAGCUUGGCGGCGGACGCCGGCUUCGUGUCGGCGACGGGCCAGGCCCUGGCGGAGGCCUGCCAGAUGGAGCCGGAGCAGGUGGAGGUGGCGGCCACCGAGCUACUGAGAAGACGAGAGUCCCCCGAGGUCACGGCCGGCGCCCUGGGACCCCCGAGCCUGCGGUCCUCCGUGGGCAGCUUCGACCAGCGUCAGGGCUCCCAGGAGACCCUCAUUCCCCCCAGGCCCUGAAACCCUCGGCCUCGGCCUGGGCUGGGGCCUCGGGUCCAGGGGUGGGGUGAGGAGGGGGUGCAGGAGGGGCAUGGUCAGCCAUCGGGGCAGCCGCCCAUCUCACAGCGAUGGUUGGAGGCCGCAGGCCCCUCUCCUCGCCAGCAGGGGGCGCAGUUGCAGGUCGGUGCCAGCAUCAUUGCCCCUGUCAUGUCUGGACAUUAAAGUUUCAGGCCUCAGAGCGGGCACCUGGCCUCUGCUUGUCUCCUGUUCCGGGCCUCCCCUGCCCCCACCCCCGUCCCUUCCCCAGGAGCCGGCCGUGGCUGGGGGCCAGGCCCAGGGAGGCCAGAGGGGCCAUCUGGACGGUCGUUCUGCGGGGAGAGCCCGGCGGCCCGAGGGCAGGUGCCAGCCCAGCCCCCUCCUUGGCGGCCGUGACCGGGUCUCACUGGACGGAGGCCGCUGCCCGCUCUGGCCUCAGCGGCCAGCUGUGCCGGUUCGUGGCUGUGGGCGUCCAAGGUCCCCGCGCCAGGCCCCUCUGGCCACAGGGGACCCAGUGCCUCCUGCGCCCCAGCCACAGGCCUCGCCCGGGCCCCCCCCCCUCCCUACAGAGCACUUGCCCGCAUGACCCCUUUUCGUGCUCACCUGGGGUCUCCCUUCAGCCCCACGGUAGCCCCACGGCGAGAGGAGCACGUGGUCAUCUUCGCGUGGAGGCCGGGGACCCGACACGCGGAGUCCCUCCCGUGGCCGCCCGGGUCUCGGGGCCGGGCAGGGGCGGGGCUGGAACUCGACCGGGCGUCUCCGUGACUCGGGGUUCCGCCCGGUGGCUUCGGGGCUGUCUCCCGUCCUUUUGUGCCGACUGGACUUUGACCUGAACCGUGAGCUCCCCUGUGGCUCCGUGUCAGAGGCUGACCUUUGGUCCUGGCGUGUGUGGGGCCGUGGAGACGCCCCAGUCUGGACAAGUCUCUCCGCCUCCCUGGCCCUCAGUUUCUCCACCUGAAGGUGAGGGGUGGCACUAGGUGGUCGUGGGGGGGCUCUUCCCCACUCCAUGAGAGUGAGGGUCACCCACACCCGCUCCUGCCUUUGGCCCCCGAACUGUAAUAGAAGCUACUGGAGCCCUGGUCGGUGUGGCUCCGUGGGCAGAGCGUCGGCCUGCAGACCGAAGUGUCCCGGGUUCGAUUCCGGUCACGGGCACGGACCUCGGUUGCAGGCGCGUGCAGGAGGCAACCCAUCGAUGUGUCUCUCUCACAUCGACGUUUCUCUCUGUCUCUCCCUCUCUCUUCUGCUCUCCCUAAAAAUCAAUAGAAAAAUAUCCCUGAGUAAGGAUUUUAAAAAAGAGAGAAGCUGUUACUGGGGAGAGGAUUGGAUAUAGAGCUUGUGUCUGACGGGAUCUGGGUCGUCAU
This is a messenger RNA of Myotis daubentonii (Daubenton's bat), 7115 nucleotides long. RefSeq names its product calcium voltage-gated channel subunit alpha1 S (gene CACNA1S). Gene Ontology annotation, molecular function: high voltage-gated calcium channel activity. Lineage: Eukaryota; Metazoa; Chordata; Mammalia; Chiroptera; Vespertilionidae. Gene Ontology annotation, biological process: calcium ion import across plasma membrane. The record is from RefSeq and is a predicted model, not a curated record. Gene Ontology annotation, cellular component: voltage-gated calcium channel complex; membrane.